Messenger RNA from Calidris pugnax (ruff), 1717 nucleotides. RefSeq names its product chromosome unknown open reading frame, human C19orf38. The record is from RefSeq and is a predicted model, not a curated record. The transcript is spliced from 8 exons. Bases 77 to 1567 code for a protein of 496 amino acids. Lineage: Eukaryota; Metazoa; Chordata; Aves; Charadriiformes; Scolopacidae.
UUCCUGCGGGGGGGUGAGGGGUGGACAUUCAAGGAGAACCUGUCCCCAUCCCCUGGAAGUCCCUCCCCCCCACGCGAUGGAGCCCCUUCGCCUCCUCCUGCUGUGGGUAGUUUUCCUCCCGUUGCUCCCGCUGCUGGUUCCCGCAGCGCUGCCCCCUGUCCCCCCAGCCCCGUCUCUGGGGGUGACCCCGCAGAAGCUCCAGUACCUCAUCGGCGACACGGUGUUCCUGCACUGCGCAGCCCCCCCUAGCACUCCCCAAGUGCAAGGAUUCCAGUUCUUGGGGGCAGGGGGGUGGGCCCUGGAGGUGCGGACCCGCCAGAGGAGCCAUGUCCAGACCUUUGACAUCAGGGGCCCAGGGGAUGGGGGGCGCCUCAGCUGCACCUACACCGUCCCUCACCCCGACGGAUCCCGGCGGCCUCUCCGCUCCCAGGAGAGUCCUGGCGUCUUCAUCAGCAUCAGAGACCGCCCGCCUGCCCCCACCCUGACCUUGACCCCUGGGGGAGGGGUCACCAUUGAAGGUCAGACCCUCCUCUUCCUUUGCGCGGCCCCGGCUGAAGUCCUCCCCCGCUGCUUCCGAUUCUUCAAGGAGAAGGAAGAGGUCAAGGACGAAGUCAACGAAGUCAAUGAGGUCAAGGUCAUAAGGGGGGUGGCCACUGCCCAUCUCCCUCUGGUGGCCACUGGCCACAACAUCACCGGCAAUUUCAGCUGUGGCUACGAGGAGGAGGUAGAGGGUCGCCGGAUCCUGUCCCACCUCAGCCCCCACCUCCAGGUGGUGGUCAAAGAGCCUCCUCUGCCGCCCACGUUGGGGGUGGACCCCCCCGGUGGGGUGGUGGGUGAAGGCCACCCCCUGCGUGUCACCUGCAAAGCCACCAGAGAGGACUUUCCCCUGAGGUUCCACUUCUCCAGGAACGGGACAGAGCUUCAGGGGUGGAAACCACAAAAUCUGGGGAUUUUGGCACAAAUUUUCAUCCCCCAAACUCCCACAAGCCUUGAGGGAACUUGGAGGUGUCAUGUGGAAGAGGACAUGGGGGGGAUGUGGGUGACAUCACCCCCCAGUGAACCCCUGGAGGUCACCAUCAAAGCUACCCCUUCCCAGCCCGCCUUGCUCCUGGACCCACCCACCGCAGAGGUCCCACCUGAUGCCCCCCUGCUGCUCACCUGCAUGGCCCAAGGUUCCACCACCCUCCGCAACUUUUCCUUCUACCAAGAUGGCGCCCAGCUCUUCUCGGUGACCACCAGCAGGGACCGGGCCACCUUCACCCUCCCCGUGGUAGCCAAUGCUACCCCAGCCACUGGCUUCAUCUUCUCCUGCCGCUACCAUGAGAAGAUCAAUGAUUGGUGGAUCUCCUCUCCCUUCAGCCAACCCGUGACGGUCACCACCCGAGUUCCCUCCCAGUUCAUCCCAUUGGUGGUCAGUUGUGUCGCUGGUGGUGCCACCCUAUUCGUCGUGGGGCUUCUAUUGGCCAUUUGGCUUUGCCGGAGGCGGAGAGGCCGUGUCCACUGGAGCGGCCUCCGCAACCGGGAUGACCCCAGCACCAUUCCCAUGGCCAACGUCGGCCCCUGUUGAUCCCCGUGAAGGUGACCCCCAACCUCUGCCAUGACAGUUGGGGGCAGAGAACACGCUGUCCCCUCGGCUUCGUAGCUCCCCCCCUCAGUGCACCCCCAUGUAAGGUCCCAGUUCUCAUGUCCAGUUUCUCACCCUGCUCAAUAAACAUCU